AUGUCGCGAAGAAGUGCACGACUUGAGAAUGCAGGGUACUACGAUGUAUAUAGCAGCCCCCGAAUCUCCUACUCCACUACGACUCGGUGUGACAGUUUCCCCCAGGGCCGAGUGAGACUCGCACAGAUCCAUGUGUCUGAGCCAGCCCUGAGGACCACCUGUGGACCCAGAGGAAGGGACUGCAUCAUCUCCAGCAGGAUCUGGGGAAACUUUGCGUUGGCGUCGCAUGGAGCUCAGAUCCUAACUGCUCUCAGCUCCAGAUCUCAUCAACAAAAGGGUUCUCCCAGUCGGCUGACACCUUACUCUCUAGGGGAGAUGAUCAAGGGCCACCAUUACCCUCUGGUCCCUGGGCACUGCUGGGCCUUCUCUGGCCAGACAGGAGAGCUGUUUGUGGCACUGGCUCAGAAGAUUCAUGUGUCUCACAUCACUGUGGGGCACAUCUCUAAAGAGCAGUCGGUCAAACUGGGAACGUUCCAGUACGAGUCUGGCAGAGACUCAUUCCAGACCUUUGAGAUCAAGGAGCACAACUCCAAGAUAUUCAAGUUUGUGAAGCUGGAGGUCCUGACCAACCAUGGCCACGAGGACCACACCUGUCUGUACAGCUUCAGGGUCUACGGGGAAAUCCCUGAAGCUGCAACCACCUUGUAA
Messenger RNA from Knipowitschia caucasica, 648 nucleotides. NCBI's taxonomy places the organism in Eukaryota, Metazoa, Chordata, Actinopteri, Gobiiformes, Gobiidae. The record is from the annotation of a GenBank genome assembly.